AUGGGUGCCCUGGUGCAACAACAAAACCCCAGCCCGCACAAGAUGGAGGCAGGGAGAGGCAUAGUGAACUCGGAGGCGUCACCCUUCUGCGACGACUUGGACACCUGCGUCACCAACUGCCCCGAGGGUGCUCCGGCAGAGGCCGGGGCGGGGAAUAAGCCCGAUGCGGCGGCGGAGGGCAAGGUCGAGCCCGCAGGAGCAGCGAAGAAGAAGAAGCUGGUGAAGGUGCCGGUGAAGAUCCAGUACAUUAGAGCUCUGGAGGCGCGCCCUCCAAUACCCCCAAGAUACCCUCGUGGCCUCCCCGAAGAUCUUCUCCAGCUUCCCCCCGAGUCCAAAACGAAACAGGCAUUGUGGGAUAGCCUCGCCGAGAUAGCAGUAGAUCUGAAGUUGGACUACGACAAGAAGAUGGCCAUCCUACACCAGUACUACACGUAUGGGUGCGCCUAUGAGGAGAUCGAGGUCGGGGACGAAGACGAGGAGUGA
Miscanthus lutarioriparius is the source of this 483-nucleotide messenger RNA. NCBI's taxonomy places the organism in Eukaryota, Viridiplantae, Streptophyta, Magnoliopsida, Poales, Poaceae. The record is from the annotation of a GenBank genome assembly.